Molecule: messenger RNA, 957 nt
Organism: Sitodiplosis mosellana (orange wheat blossom midge)
Lineage: Eukaryota; Metazoa; Arthropoda; Insecta; Diptera; Cecidomyiidae
Exons: 3
Coding region: 19-789 (256 amino acids)
Molecular function (GO): oxidoreductase activity
Source: RefSeq, a predicted model, not a curated record
UAAUUCUAAUUAUUCCUAAUGAUAGAUUUCACGAAGAAAGUGGUUUUAAUCACUGGUGCGGCCACUGGAAUUGGUGCCAACGCUGCUCGAUACAUUGCAAAAUUGGGUGGACAAGUGGCUUUGGUAGAUAUAAAUGCAACGGCAUUAAAUGAAGUUGUUGAACAAAUAAAAGGUGACCACUCCCCAAACGCUUUGGCAAUCGUAGCCGAUGUUACUGAAGAUUCGGAACGGAUCAUCGCCGAAACUAUCGACCGCUUUGGCCGUUUGGAUGUUUUGGUAAAUAAUGCUGCCAUCGCAUGUGAGAAAAAUAUCAUGGAAGCCGACAUCAAUGACUUUGACCGAAUGAUGAAUACAAAUCUAAGAAGUAUCGUGAUCUUGAGUAAACUGGCCGUUCCUCACCUCGAAAAAUCCAAAGGAAACAUAGUGAAUGUGUCAAGCAUUUCUGGGAUUGUUCCAGUGAAAUAUGCAUAUUAUGGAAUGACGAAGGCCGCACUCGAUCAGUUUUCCAAAUCAGCCGCAAACGAGUUCGGGCCCAGAAAUAUUCGUGUAAAUUCCAUCAAUCCGUCAAUUGUUUUAACGCCAAUGUUUGAAAAGGCAUUCACAGCCGAAGAAGCUUUGCGAUUGAAAAAUAAGUGCAAAGAAAUGUAUCCAAUUGGUAGAAUGGGCAAAACCGAAGAAAUAUCAGCUGCAAUCGCAUUUUUAGCAUCCGACGCCGCAUCAUUUAUAACUGGUGUUCAGUUUGCCGUGGAUGGUGGUGCCAUAUCUGCUGGAGCUCAUUACUUGAAUUGAAGUGAUGUUGAUGAUGCGAUGGUGAAAAAAAGCGAAAAAAAUAUAACAUCGAUCGGAGUCGACUUUUAAUUCAAUUAAAAUAUCAAGAAAAUCUUCAAUUUCUUGUAUCGACGAGACAUCAUUAUGAUGAUGUAUACAUGCCAAUAUUCCAAUGCCGUAAUAUGAUUA